UUUUUAUUCUUGCUUAACAAAUGCGCUCGGGUUCUUUAUGGUCGCGCCAGUUUGUAAAAUGCUUUUGAAAACGUUCCCCUGCAUCACGUAACGUCGGAAGUGUAUAGUAUGGAAAAUUUCAACGGCACGUCCUUCGAAACCACCAAUUUCAGUUUGAACGAGGGAUACUGGAACGAAAGCAAUUCAACAUUUGAAAAUCAUAUUGCCAAUACCGUGCCGCAGUGGUUUGUUCAGUUUUACUUUGUAUUUGCUUUCUUUGGAAGCGUGACAAACCUGAUCUAUGCUAUUGCUAUAUUAAGGAGCCGAAGAAAUGGAACAUUAUCUCUGGUACUUCAACUGUCCGUCGUCGAUUGCAUUCUUUUUUACGUGACAGUGAUCGAAAUCUAUAUAAUCCAGAAUAAAUCAUGGACCUUCUCCACGGAAAACUGCCAGCUAUUUAGUGGAAUGGAAAUCUUGACAAACGCUCUAAUAACUUAUCUCAUUAUAUGUCUAAAUUUCCAUAUAAUUUCAUUGUGGAAUCUCCACAAGUACGAAGUUCAGCAAGAGAAUAACCCACUGACGUCCUGUCGAGACGAUUCGGACGAAUGCCUGGUCACAAAAAAUGAGAACAGCAACAGAUCUGUUCACAUAGACUACAGGAAACGUCGCAAUGAUGUAUCUGUCGUGUUUCCGUCGAUUUUCACUUGGUUUAUUUGCAUUUCUUUAAGCAUACCAAGUUUUACUUUGUCUACCACAUUAAGCAUAGACCAAAACUACACAAUAUGCGGUAUAGUAGAUAAUUUCUACGGGGAAAUUAUGCAGAAGUUGUUACUGAUAUUUAAAAUUGUGAUUCCGCUACCGCUGCUGAUAUUUUCUGUAAUCCUUCUUUUGUUAAAGAUUUGUAAGACAACGAAAAACCAAAUUAAUACUUCCUUGGCAAACAAAUUUGAAGAAAUAAGACUACUAUUAAUUUUUUGUCUUAUGAUAACUGUUUGUUUCUUACUGACAUCAUUUCAAAGACACUACUUUUACAUAAACUACUUUUUCGAAUUGACUUUCGACAAGACUGUUACUAGCUUUAGGGCACCACCAUUAUUUAACACGCAUGUCGACUCAAGAGUUAAUCUGUAUUCCUCCAUGUUACAUUACAGCAGCAGUUCAAUUAGAGGUUCUCUGUAUUUUUAUUUGGUGCCUAAGUUUAGGCAAUUACUUAGGAAGAAAUUAUUUUGUUACAACAUAUAAUAAAUAUUCAGUUUAAA
This is a messenger RNA of Aethina tumida (small hive beetle), 1238 nucleotides long. RefSeq lists its product as uncharacterized. The coding region runs from base 109 to 1221 and encodes 370 amino acids. The record is from RefSeq and is a predicted model, not a curated record. NCBI's taxonomy places the organism in Eukaryota, Metazoa, Arthropoda, Insecta, Coleoptera, Nitidulidae. Gene Ontology annotation, cellular component: membrane. Gene Ontology annotation, biological process: phospholipase C-activating G protein-coupled receptor signaling pathway; positive regulation of Rho protein signal transduction. The transcript is spliced from 2 exons. Gene Ontology annotation, molecular function: G protein-coupled receptor activity.